Clupea harengus (Atlantic herring) is the source of this 2290-nucleotide messenger RNA. RefSeq names its product ciliary neurotrophic factor receptor subunit alpha. Gene Ontology annotation, cellular component: external side of plasma membrane; membrane. Gene Ontology annotation, molecular function: protein binding; cytokine receptor activity. Lineage: Eukaryota; Metazoa; Chordata; Actinopteri; Clupeiformes; Clupeidae. The record is from RefSeq and is a predicted model, not a curated record. Gene Ontology annotation, biological process: cytokine-mediated signaling pathway; immunoglobulin mediated immune response.
AAAGUUUGACAGCCAGGGAGAGCAGCGGACGGCUGGGGAAGGCUAUCACAGUAAACAUACGUGACCUGAAAUUGGACGUUUGGGAGGUUUUUACCCUUGUGCUAUUUGGGUUUUUUUUUUUUUAACGUAAAUAACUUACGUAACAAUUGUCAUAAUCAAGUAGCCUCGCACGGCAAGAAACCUUUCUCCGCACAAGCUAUGUUUUUUUGACAGGCAAAGAGUGAUGGUAAUGAGGAUCAUUAUGAGGAUCUGGACGAAGUUCGCAUCAUUAUGGUCAAUACUGGCCACGGUCGAAGUACAGUUGGACAGAGAGUAUCAUCCAAGAGAACCCAUUCAUGACCUCAAUGAUGUGUUGGAGAUCAUUCCAGGUUGUGAGGUCAUCAUCAGUUGCUCUGGCGAUGUUUCUGUUAAUGGAGUACAAAGAUCCAACUACAGACAGAUCACCGGCAAAGAUAAGCUGCUAUUGCCCAAUCAGGGGUCAGAUACUGUGGACCCUCUGAAGACUAAUCACUUAGAGGGAGACCCCUUCAUUUCACGCGAGGUGACUGGGACUGCUGAUGAGGCUGGACUUGAUUGGUCUGAAAUGGAUUAUGGGAGUUGGUGGACGUUGGAUGGCCAACCAGUAGAAGGCAUCACAGGAAUGAGUGAGGAUUUGAAACUACCAAGCUUUGGACUGGCUGAUGCGGGUAACUACAGCUGCUAUAGAGCUGGAAGACUGAUGAGCACUGUGAGAAUCAACCUUGGGAGCAAAGACGCUCCUGAGAGACCCACUCUUACUUGCAGGAGGAAAGCCCCCGAGAAGAAAAUCAGAUGCGACUGGAAGGCAACUCAACCAGUGACCCCUGCACCUAAGUGCCACCUCAUCUUAAAGAAAGUGCAUAGCUCAGAGCAGUCUAAUGUCACUUGUCGAUAUUCGUCUAAACGUUCUCGGUGCAGAUGCCUGCUUGGACGUGAGCUCCCGUUUACAGAUUCGAGUUCUGAGUACUCUGCUACGCUGUUUGUCAUGAGCACCUCUGGCAGUAACACCAGUCGUCCGGUCCAAUUCACACCUAUAAACGUCUUAAAGCCAGACCCUCCUGACAGAGUGAACGUGAUGUCAGUUGACGGGAAAGAGCGGAUGCUGGACGUGUCCUGGUCUUAUCCCACUUCUUGGAAGUGGGACGACUUUUACUUUUUAGAGUUUGAGCUGAGAUACCGCCCCGUGCUUGGGGAAAUGUACCAGAUUGUAGAGAUUCGUAAGUAUUCGACACCAAUGCUUUCCGUGAGGAUUUCUGAUGCGUUGCCUGGUGUGCAGUAUGAGGUGCAGAUUAGGGCCCGAGAGGACCAUGGUGACGGCAGCUGGAGUGGCUGGUCCUCCCCCGUCUACACAUACACAUGGACAGCGCCUGUACCAACUGAAAACACUGAUACCAAUGAUAUCAGUGAGGAAGUGCCGUUUCUGAUGGUCCCAACUGGCAUCCCCCCUGGAACAGAUUCAGGUCUUGGCUUGAUGUGGAUCCACGUGGUGUCAAUAAUCGGCUGCUGUAUAGUGGGGAUCAUGUUCAUCCUGGUCUUUACACAAGUUAUCAGACACAGAACACAUUUUAGAUCAAAAAUGGAGAAGUCGUGUUUUGUCCCCCGAUCUCCUGGUCCUCCUCUUCAGCUUUCUACAUGUAAGACAAAAGCCCAGGACCUUCCUCCAAGUACCGCCCCCUCUCAAGAACCCCCACAUUACCACUCGUCAGCACACAGUGUCACCAAGAAGGAUGCCCACUUCAACAACAUGAGCUACUUCCUCAUUAAGAUGGAGCCGAGGUCUUAGGCCUCCACAGCUCAAUGGAUCAGUCGGAGAUGCAUCUCUGUGGUGCUGUCUAGCUACUGAGAGUAGAGACAGAUGCCUCAUGGAAAAUCCAGACAUGAUGGCCUGAGAAGAGGACAAACGGAAAUGCCACAUCACUGCCAGAGAGGCUCAUGGGAAAGAGCAGCCUGCGAGGAUCACAUUGUCACUGACAGCACAGUUUUCCUGAGGAUUUUACUGAAGAACAUUUAACUGAACAUGUGGCCGCUUGGGCUUUUUUGUGUGUGUGUGUGUGUGUGUGUGUGUGUGUGUGUGUGUGUGUGUGUGUGUGUGUGUGUGUGUGUGUGAGUUUGUGUUUGUGUGAGUAUGCGUGUGAGUAUGUGUGUGCACGGAUUGUUGAGAAAUAUCCUAUCCUGCUGUCUGUACAGAAUGAUGUAAGGAAAAAGAGAGAGUUGUGUAUAUUUUUCUUUAAUGGACCCACAGUUAAAUAAAUAGUUUUAUAUAAAUUCAAAA